Chara braunii is the source of this 943-nucleotide messenger RNA. The record is from the annotation of a GenBank genome assembly. NCBI's taxonomy places the organism in Eukaryota, Viridiplantae, Streptophyta, Charophyceae, Charales, Characeae.
UGACGGGAUCCUCGAUCGAUAGUUUGAUUGACUAAUUGAUUGAUUGAUCAGACAAAAGACAAGGGAAAAAAAAAAAAAAACGGAUGGAGGAGGGGGAGGAGGAGAAAAAAGAAGAGGGUGAGGAGGAGGAGGACUAAGAGUCUAAGAGGAGAAGGACGACGAGGAGAAGUAUGUCAUUGAGGAUGAUGAAGGAAAAGGAGGAGGAAGAAGAGGUGGAGGAACAUGAGACUGCGGCGACGGAGGAGGAGGAGGGAGAGAAAAGGGAAGAAGAACACAAAGAGGAGGAGGAGGAGAAGCAAGAAGAAGAAGAGGAGGACGAGCAGGAGGAGAAUGACGAUGCGCAGAAGGAAGAGGAGUACGAAAGGGACAAUGAGAAGGAGGAGGCCACGACGAUGGAAGAGGUGGAGGAAGAGGACUUAGAGGAUGAAGAAGAAGAAGAUGAGGAGAGGAGGAGGAGGAGGAGGAGGAGGAGGAGGAGGAGGAGGAAGACGUAGACGAGGAAGCAGUAGAGGAUGAGGAGGACGACGACGAGGAGCAGAAAGAGGAGGAAGAAUAGGAGGAGGAAGAAGAGGAGGAAGAGGAAAAGGAGGGGGAGGAGGAGGAGGAGGAGGAGGAGGAGGAGGAGGAGAAAGAAGAGGAGGAGGAGAGGGAGAAGGAGGAAAAGGACGAGGGGGACGAAGGGAAGCUGUCUCACCUGGCGUGGGCUGGCGAUGGCGCAUGGGGUUGAGGUCGACGACGUUGGAGUUUGCCAAUUGCAACACUGAACUCCGGCGACAACACGGGCGGCAAGUCACGCGGGGGAGAACGGCAGGGCCCGCAUCUUCGAAUUUCAAAAUAGCCCGAUUUGAGCUGUCGAUCUCGCAAAUCUGACGGUCCAGAUCAGGCCGUUUUGUUUUUCACUUUUGGAGGCCCUACCGGCCUCCAACAAAUCGUCUCGUCCGCU